CUUGCAUGGUAUUAUCGUAUUUUAUCAAUUACUUGUUAAUUGAAAUGCAAAACAACCAUGUUUUCAUAAACAUUCCCAGCUGACUGGUUGUCUAUCCGCGUGUUAUUGUUAUCAGUGGCGUGUUUAUUCGCGCUCGCGCCGGACUCCCGCAUCGUACGACCGCGAUCGCGACGUCAUGACCAGUGUUUGAACUGAAUUCAAAGCGAUUUCAGGGCACAUAAAUUGCGAAACCAGUGGUAGCCUCACUUGUGACGCACUGGUUACUCACAAGCAAGUCGUCACAAACUGCGCCUGCUUUCCAUUUGUAUUAAAUUUAAGACCACAAUGUCAAGUAUUAAAAUAAGUUUCGCGAUAUUAUUUGUUUACGGUAUCUUCGCUCAGAAUUCUUUGGGUUUAUCGCCGGUUGUCUUAAUACCUGGGGACGGCGGCAGUCAGUUAGAAGCGAAGUUAAAUAAGAGCUCAGUAGUUCAUUACAUAUGUGCCAAGACAUCAGCUGAUUAUUUCAAUAUUUGGCUGAAUUUGGAGUUGCUAGUGCCAUUUGUGAUAGACUGUUGGGUGGACAACUUGAAGUUGGAGUACGACAAUGUGACGCGGACCACUCGGAACCCUGCGGGCGUCGACGUGCGCGUCCCGGGCUGGGGCACCCCGGAGCCCGUAGAGUGGCUCGACCCGUCACAUGAGAAGUCUGGGGCAUACUUUAACAGCAUUGCUGAUGCUCUUGUCAAAAUAGGAUAUGUCAGAAAUGUGUCCAUCAGAGGGGCACCUUAUGAUUUUCGUAGAGCACCAAAUGAGAAUGCAGAGUUCUUUGUUAAACUAAAGACCCUAGUGGAAGAUACCUACAACAUCAACAACAAGACAUCUGUGACGCUGCUGGUGCACAGCAUGGGCGGUUCCAUGGCGCUGCACUUCCUGCGACUGCAGACGCAGGCCUGGAAGGACCAGUACAUCCGCCGUCUGCUGUCGCUCUCCACACCCUGGGGAGGAGCGGUCAAGGCACUUAAAACAUUUGCCAUUGGCGACGACCUGGGGUCGCGCGUGCUGCGCGAGAGCGUGCUGCGCGCGCAGCAGAUCACGUGCCCGUCGCUGGCGUGGCUGUUGCCGUCCCCGCUGUUCUGGAAGCCGCAGGAGGUGCUGGUGCAGACCGACAAGUACAACUACACCAUCGCCGACCUGCAGAAACUGUUCAACGAUAUGAACCUGCCGAACGCGUGGGAGAUGCGCAAGGACACGGGCCAGUUCACGACGGACUUCAGCGCGCCGGGCGUGGAGGUGCACUGCGUGUACGGGUACAACAUCACCACCGUCGACAGGCUGGUGUACGCGCCGGGCACGUGGCUGGACGGGUACCCGGCGCUGGCGCCGGGCGACGGGGACGGCACCGUGAACCGGCGCUCGCUGGCGGCGUGCGAGCGCUGGGCCAAGCGGCGCCGGCUCGGCCGCACGCUCAACGGCAAGCCCCUCAAGUCGCUGCCGCUGCCCGACGCCGAGCACCUCACCAUCCUGCACGACCCGCGCGUGCUCGACUACGUCACCACCGUCAUGCGGCAACCAUAAAUUUAAAAGGUGAAAGCCGACUUUGGCGCUCGCUUAGUGUACCUGGCUGUUUUUUCGUGCAAUAUUGUAAAAUAUGUAGUUGUUUGAGGUGCCGUAUGUGGGAAAUGAAUAUCCCUUAGCCCGGUAGAGCCGUAGCCUAAGCGAGCGCCGCGGAAAGAUUCGACUUUAAAAAUCGCAAUUUUCAUUUAGCUUCUAGAAGAGCAUAAUUUCAAUAUUAAAAUUAUAUUUGUUCUGUGAAACCUCGAUAGAAAACUAUUUUAAUGAAAGCAAAAUUUUAAGCAAUAAGUACCUACUUAGAAAUAUCUGGACAUCGCCUCGUGAUGUUUAAUGAACGUGCAGAAUAUUUAUUUAAUUAUUAGAAUACGAAUUGAACAGUUCUCUUCCAGUAACUAUUGUUUAGGAAACUGUAAAUAAUAAUAAGAAAAACAAAUUACAUAUAUGGGAAAUAUUAUGUUUCCACACUGCUCUCUAAAAAUACCAAAUAAUUUAUCAUUAUUCAUUAGAGAUCUACUGAUAUUAGAUGAUAUUAGAAGUUAUGCUUUUUAGGGUUCCGGACCCAAUGGGUAAAAACGGGACCCUAUUACUAAGACUCCGCUGUCUAUCUGUCUGUGACAAGGCUGUAUCUCAUGAACCGUGAUAGCUAGGCAGUUGACAUUUUCACAGAUGAUAUACCAAAAACAGAAUAUAAGUAAUAAAUAUUUAAGUGGUGCUCCCAUACAGCAAACGUGUUUUUUUUUGCCGUUUUUUGCGUAAUGGUACGGAACCUUUCGUGCGCGAGUCGGAUUUUUAUUUUUUAUUUUUUGCAUCAACUUUAUAUUGUUCCGUGCAAUGAAUGACUAGUCAAUAAUAAUGAAAUAUUGCUGUUCCAGUUUUACCGAUAAGCUUAUGCUUUGGUAUUAUAAUAUAUGCAUUACUUGUGUAAAAACAGGGUAGGUAUGUAGUUCUAUUAUCGAUGCUCUCUAACGAAAUGAGAUUUAUUUUUCUCAAUCGAGAAUAGUUUUAAUAAUAAAGAACGUAAAUCAAUUAACAAUUUACUAUAAUCUGGUUCAUAAUUGUACCUAGGUUCAUGGAUUUUAUAUCACUAACUCUACAAAGAUAUUUGGAAUCCAUCUGAUUGAUAAUACUCCCAUUUACCCAACAUGUACCCCUGUCUCAGGCAGCAGGCUUAGCACAGUCGAGUUGUGGCGCUCCUGUGCUAAGCCCAGAUCACAAAUAUUUUAUUUAUACAUAACCUGCCUAACUAUUCCCAGUGCCCAUAGAUGGGAAUAAAUAGUAUAAAUACAUUACUAUCUGUGGCCUGCGGGGACAAAUGGCGAAUAUACUGAAGUUUUAUCUAGAAGGUAAUGCUUGUUCUUGUUAAAUUCAUUUCCCUUUACAUAUCGACAACAGUUUUAUUUGUGUGUGGCCUAGCUUUGCCGACCUAGUCAAUAUUGCCAAUUAUCAUUUAGGACAAAUAACAUUCGGAUUGACUCGAAAACAAAAGUAAUAAACCUAAAAUAGUAUAAGUGUUUAUCAAUUAAUUUUCGAUUAGUUUUUAAACCAUUUCAGUGAUUUUAGGUAUAAUAAUAAUACUCCAGUCCAUAGUCUUCGUAGUAAUUGUUAGUACUAAUAUUAAUAGCGGUAACGUGUCCAGCCAAGUUCAAAGAAAAAGGAAGAAGGAAUGUAUAUUACACGAACCAUUUCGAGCUACUUUUGACCCCUUCACAAUUUGAAACCUAUUUAACCUACACAGAUGAAAUUUGGCAUAUUUAUUCAAGCCCCUUAGCUUGUCUAGAAUACAAAAUUUCAUUAACGUAGCUCAAACAGUUAUUGAUAAAUUAACGUUUAAAAACAGGCAUUUUUGUGACUGACUGAUCAAAAACCUAACCCACUUCCAGAUGACCUAGAAACUUGAAAUUUACUAUCAAGGUAGACUAUGAGGUGUAUAUAGAGGAAAAAUCUGAAAUGUGAAAAUUAUUGAUAAUUCGGUGGAAAAAAAUCAUAUACUUAUUGAUAAUUAACAGAUUAAUUUAGACUUAAAGGUCAAAAACCUAUCCCACUUCCAGAUGACCUAGAAAUUAGAUAUUUGGCAUGAAGGUAGACUAUUAGGCGUAUACAAAGGAAAAAAAUCUGAAAACUGAAUUUUUUUGACAAUUGACCGCGCGUUAGCGAGGGUCUCCUUUUCAGCAUGGGCAAAACUGCUUUCAUGUUGAAUACUAGUUAUUUUUGCACAAAAAGUAAUGAUAUCCCAACAAAAACAUAAAUGUGAAAUGAGAGCCAAGUUCAAUAUUAAGAAUGUGUCAUUAAUGUCAUUAUUGACUCGCUGACAAAAAAAUUGACAAUUAUAUGGGUGCCAAGUUCUGUGCUGUGUAGAAAAUCUUGAAAUUAUAAAGGAUUUGUCUUGGCUAGGUUUUACGUAUAGAUCUCGAUUUUUUUGUCGGCGAGUCAAUAAUGACAUAUUCUUGAUAUUGAACUUGGCUCUCUCUCCUGGCGGAGACUGCGACGAAUAUGAGACAUUUUGGAGGAUGCAUACCAUAUUAUCAUGGAGUGUGUCCGAAACGAAAGUGAGAGAAAGGAUAUAAUGAACGAAACAAUGAACGAAACCUUAUUUGAAGUUGGGGGUUGCAACCAAAUUUUGGGGCACCCACUAUCUGAGGAUGCAAAAUGUGUAUAUAAACUUGUUGUGUUAGGAUUACGUAGAAGAUAAAGUUACCUACAUUUAAUUUUGUACACGUACAGAGCGACAUCGUCACAAGUGACCAAGCUCUUUAAAUAAAGUAAAAAAAAACUUGGCUCUCAUUUCACAUUUAUUUUUUUGUUGGGAUAAUUACUUAUCUAAAUAUUCACAACGAUUAAACUUUAUUUUAAAGUACCACAUAUACCAUCAGGAUAUCACACACGAUAUACUCGCCUAUUUUUAAUAGAUUACCAUGACAUGUCUAAACCUAAACGUUAGGUAAGAAUUCUAUCGCUUGAAAUAGUAGGUAAGGAUAUUAGAGUUUGUUUGCAACUCAAACUAAAAUAUAAUUGUAAAAUGGUCUUGCCUUCCUAUAAUAAUUGUAAGGAUUUAAUUUUAAAUAAUUGUAGGUAACCCUUUGUUUGCUUCGUUUUACCCGUUAAAAGUUUUUUUUUCUAUAGUCUGUAUCUUUAGGUAUUGAAAUAAAAGUAAACAAAAUCUUCCCUCAAAUGGCUCCUUAAGCCAGUUGAUCAAAUAUUAUAUUUCGUUCGUUUCAUUCUUCAGAUAUAACAUUUACCAGGUAGUCCUUUAAACCUACAGGCGACUUCUGCACUAUAUUAAGAGACAGUUAUUUGACUAUUGAACUGGUUUUUUUUUUUUUUGUUCAUUCAUUCGUUCCCCUACCCUUCCCGUUCGUUCCACCAUCAUGGUUGCUCACAAGUUAAAAUAUUAACGAUGAUUUAUCGAAACUUUGGU
Molecule: messenger RNA, 4966 nt
Organism: Cydia splendana
Lineage: Eukaryota; Metazoa; Arthropoda; Insecta; Lepidoptera; Tortricidae
Product: phospholipase A2 group XV-like
Exons: 6
Coding region: 325-1554 (409 amino acids)
Biological process (GO): lipid metabolic process
Source: RefSeq, a predicted model, not a curated record